AUGAAGUUCUCGCAUUCGCUGCAGUUCAAUUCUGUGCCGGAAUGGUCGUCGAAGUACAUUGCGUACUCGCAGUUGAAGAAGUUGAUCUACUCCUUGCAGAAGGAGAAGUUGUACUCGUCGACGCCUGAUCUCAGCACCGCGGCGUCUGAGUCGAGUGAGUUGCAGCCGCUGCUGGAUGUGCCAGAGGAUGAGAAUAGCUCUUAUGUGAGGAGGUUCGUGCAGGCUCUGGACCACGAGGUGAAGAAGAUAGAGAAGUUCUACCUGUCGCAGGAGACCGGUCUCAUUGCCAAUUACAACGAGUUGAAGGAUGACGUGCACGAGUAUGAACAGGAGCUCACGUCCGCGAAUUUCCUUUACCCGUCCCAGUCUCUAACUGGAGCAGUACCUACUGGCGGGAAUGCAAAGAAACUGCGCAGGAGGAGGCUGAGUAGCACGUCCUCUAUGGAAUCCAACAACUCGGGCCUUCCUUUGUCUGUUGACUCCGCACCGGGUGCCAUCGUGCCUCCAGAACAUCAUAGACCCUCCAUAGAAGCACAGAAGUCCAGAUCGAGCACGGUAAACAACAACUCUUUGAACCUGUCCAAUUUCGAGCCCUUGAACCCACAACUACAACACAAAGUCACUUUGAAAAAAAGGUUAGUGAUGGUAUACACCCAGUUGUCAGAACUAAAGGACUUCAUUGACUUGAACAAGACUGGUUUUACCAAGAUCUGUAAGAAAUUUGAUAAAUCAUUGGAUACAGCAAUAAAAAAACCUUACUUGAAGCAACUUGAACUGAAGACACAUGUGUUCAACCCGGAAACUUUUGCUAAGAUUGAACAGACUAUAAGAGAGACAAUUAUCACUUAUGCCAGAUUAAGUGAAGACCAAUUGCCCAUCACCAUUGAAAGCAUCUCUCAACAAACCGGGAAUCCUGAUGUAGAACACCAAGCAUUGGCUCUGGAGGAAGACGAGUUGGUUGAUUAUGAGAACGCUGAAAAAGAGCUAUCUGAACACUUACGUGAUCAUGUAGUGUGGGAAAGAAAUACAGUAUGGAAAGAUAUGAUGAACCUAGAGAGAAAAUCUCAGACAGCAAAGACCCAGGAUAAAGGACCAGGUUCCUUUGGACAAUUCAGGAAGAAGAAACUGCUAAUCAAAGAAACUGAUGAUGGAGUCGCCUUUGAAACCGGUACGGAUGCAGCCGGCAAAAUUGUGCCUCCAGUGACUAUUUCCGAUGCCGUGAGGUUACCUCUAGUGAAUUAUGUGAAACUCUUACUACAGUCUCAAAAAGCAGUUAGUUUCCUAUUCAUAUUUUCAAUCUUUUUGAUCUUGCUAAAGUCGUCACCCUUUGAUGACAUUAAGCAGAAAAACUGUUUUGCCAUUUUAGUAUUUGCAUCCCUACUUUGGGCAACUGAAACAAUCCCAUUAUUUGUGACGUCACUACUAAUUCCGUUCUUGGUUGUGGUUUUGCCAGUAUUGAAAGAUCCAAAUACUGAUGGGCCAAUGUCAGCCAAAGAUUCUUCCCAGUUCAUUCUAUCAACUAUGUGGUCUAGUGUAAUUAUGCUUCUUUUAGGUGGUUUUACAUUAGCAGCAGCCUUGUCUAAAUACAACAUUGCUAAAGUACUAUCAACUUAUAUCUUGUACUCUGCUGGUACUAACCCACAUUUAAUUUUACUAACUAACAUGGGUGUUGCAUUGUUUGUGUCUAUGUGGGUGUCUAAUGUGGCAGCUCCGGUUCUUUGUUAUUCAAUUAUUCAGCCAAUGCUGAGGACACUCCCAACAAAGAGCACAUAUGCCAAAUCCUUAAUAUUGGGAAUUGCACUUGCUUCUAAUAUUGGUGGUAUGGCAUCCCCUAUAGCAUCUCCUCAAAAUAUUUUUGCUAUUGGUGUAAUGGACCCACCACCAUCCUGGGGGGAAUGGUUUGUGGUAUCUAUUCCUGUAUGUACUGUAUCGGUCGUGGCGAUCUGGUUGCUGUUAACGUUGACUUUCCCAUUGGAGUCCUCCUUGAAGAUCUUAAGAUUACAUCCUACCCAUGAUCCUUUUACAUUAAAGCAAUGGUUUGUGUCCAUUAUUUCUAUCACCACAAUCGUUUUAUGGUGUCUGUCCAAUAAAUUAUCUGGUGUUCUGGGUGAGAUGGGUAUAAUUUCCAUUAUACCAUUAGUAGUGUUUUUCGGAACAGGACUUCUCACUUCAGAUGAUUUCAAUAACUUCAUGUGGACAAUAGUGAUUUUGGCAAUGGGUGGCACUACUCUAGGUAAGGCAGUUAGCUCAUCUGGUUUACUAUCAACUAUUGCGUCAAUGAUAAAGGAAUCCGUUGAAAAGCAACACAUCUUUGUAAUUGUGCUUAUCUUCGGUCUCGUAAUCUUGACUAUGGCUACAUUUGUUUCGCAUACAGUGGCGGCGAUGAUCAUAGUUCCUUUGAUGGGUGAAAUAGGAUCUGAUCUCCCUGGUGGGGACCAUUCUCGUCUGCUUAUCAUGGUUGCAGCAUUUUUAUGUUCAGGUGCAAUGGGUUUACCAACUUCUGGAUUCCCCAACGUAACUGCAAUUUCAAUGAUUGAUGAAGUAGGAGAUCGGUAUCUGACCGUUGGCACUUUUAUAAAAAGGGGUGUUCCCGCUGGGUUUAUCACUUAUUUUGUUGUUGUUACGCUAGGAUACUCUUUAAUGAAACUAAUUGGCUUGUAA
This is a messenger RNA of Nakaseomyces glabratus, 2661 nucleotides long. It is a transcript of the gene PHO91, whose product is annotated as Pho91p. NCBI's taxonomy places the organism in Eukaryota, Fungi, Ascomycota, Saccharomycetes, Saccharomycetales, Saccharomycetaceae. The record is from RefSeq and is a predicted model, not a curated record. Gene Ontology annotation, molecular function: phosphate transmembrane transporter activity. Gene Ontology annotation, cellular component: membrane. Gene Ontology annotation, biological process: polyphosphate metabolic process; phosphate ion transport; transmembrane transport.